UGUCAAAAUCUGUUAAGAGUUGCUAAAUUGAUGUGAUUGCCAGAAUUCCCUCUGUCUUCUCUUCACACUCCUUUUUAGUCCUUAAAACACUUUAAAUAUCUGUCCUUUGCCUCAUUUUCAUCUUAAAAACACAGAGUAAAUUCACUUAUAAGAUGAAGAGCUAUGUGGAAUGGUAUCCUAUCAUUAUCAUGUUGGCGAUAGAUUUUGCUUUAUCGAUUUGUAAUAUACUUCUCAAGAAGAUUAUCAUGGAUGGUAUGAACCAUUUCGUGUUCAUCACUUAUCGACAGUCCAUUUCAACCGUGUUUUUAGCCCCAGUCGCCUUCUUUUUUGAAAGGAAUAAAAGGCCUAAACUCACCCCUCAAAUCUUGUUCUAUCUUUUCUUGAGUGCAAUUGUUGGGGCAUCUCUUACACAAUACUUAUUCCUUCUUGGCAUACAAUACACUUCUGCAACAUUUGCAUGUGCAUUUCUCAACAUGGUACCAGUGGUAACAUUCCUUAUGGCAUUACUUUUCGGGUUGGAGACAACUAACAUAAAAGAUAGAAGUGGAAGAGCCAAAGUUAUUGGUACAUUAAUAUGCCUUGGAGGUGCCUUUUUACUGACUUUUUACAAAGGCAAACCUUUAAUCCACUUUUCACACUUUAAAGAUUUAUCUCAAACUUUGGAGGAACCUAUCAGCUCCUCUAAAAGAAAUGUACAAUGGAUCUUUGGCUCGAUGAUCUUAUUCGCUGGAACUAUUUUGUGGUCCUCGUGGUUCCUUAUUCAAGCGAAAAUUGGGAAGAAAUAUCCAUGUCAGUACUCGAGCACGGUUAUUAUGACCUUUUUCAGUGCCAUACAAUCAGCUAUCUUAACUUUUUCCACUGAUAGAACACUUUCCAUUUGGAUUCCAAAGGAGAAGAUCAUUGACAUGUUGAGUGUCGUUUAUACUGGCUUAAUAGGCUCAGGACUAUGCUUUGUUGGAAUGUCGUGGUGUGUUAAGAAGAGGGGACCGGUCUUUACUGCAGCAUUCAGUCCUCUUAUACAAGUUAUGGCAGCUGUGUUAGACGUUCCAAUUCUACACGAACAACUCCAUCUCGGAAGUGUGAUUGGAUCUGUUAUUGUAAUCCUCGGACUAUACUUUUUACUAUGGGGCAAGGCUAAAGAAAUGCAGAAAGUUUCUCAAGAAACUGAAGAGAAAAAGGAAAAAGAGUUAAAUUUCCAAGUUCAUGAAGCUAAUGAUGAACCAGAUAUACCUUGAUAUCAGUAUUUCAAUCUUUUCUUUGAACUAAGUUCUUUUUUUUUUCGAAAAAAAAAUGUAACUUUUGUUCUGUAAGAAAAAAGUUUGAGAACUAACU
This is a messenger RNA of Solanum tuberosum (potato), 1332 nucleotides long. RefSeq names its product WAT1-related protein At3g30340-like. Gene Ontology annotation, molecular function: transmembrane transporter activity. Lineage: Eukaryota; Viridiplantae; Streptophyta; Magnoliopsida; Solanales; Solanaceae. The coding region runs from base 153 to 1235 and encodes 360 amino acids. The transcript is spliced from 6 exons. The record is from RefSeq and is a predicted model, not a curated record. Gene Ontology annotation, cellular component: membrane.